UGGAUCGCUGCCGUUUGAGAGAUUCAAUAGUUUUAUAAAUUCUACAAAUCUUCUCAAACGCUGUUUACUUUACAUCAAUUAUGAAGAACACUUUUACAAUAAAUGUGUUUGUAUUAUUUUAUCUUCAAUUUCAUUUGUGGGAUGAAGUGAAGUCAGUGACAGUGAUGGAGGGAGAUUCUGUCACACUACAUACUGGUCUUACUGACACACAGAGAUAUGAACAGAUAGUGUGGACGUUUGGAGAUGACGGUAUUGUUAUAGUGAAAGAUGACAGAGAAGACAAUAAGACCACAUUUACUCAUGAUGAGAUAUAUGAAGACAGACUGGAGCUGAACUAUCAGACCGGAUCUCUCACCAUCACAGAUGCCAGAAUCACAGACACUGGACUUUAUAAAGUAAAGAUCAGCGGCAGGAAGAGGACCGAACACAAGGGAUUUAGUGUCACUGUCAGUGCAUCAGGUAUAUCUUCAGGUGGUGUAGCAGGUAUAGUUAUUGUUGUUCUGCUGGUCGUGUCUGGAGCUGUCGGUGUGUUUGUGUUUUUCAUUCGCCACAGAACCUCUGAACUAAAAAAACAAAAUGAUGUAUUAAGUGAUAACUCAGUGUCAAUGAAGACGGGAGAUUCUGUCAUUCUACACACGGAUGUUAAAGAAAUACAGAAAGAUGAUGAGAUAACGUGGAUGUUUGAAGACACAUCAAUAGCUAAAAUGAAGGGAGAUCAAACUAUUGAAAAUAUCGAUGAAAGAUUCAGAGACAAACUGAAGCUGGACCCUCAGACUGGAUCUCUCAUCAUCAAAGACACAAAAACUGAACACACUGGACUAUACAAAGUAAAGAUGAGACUUCAAGAUGUGACAUCAACCCAGAUAUUCAGUGUUUCUGAGAGUGAUAAACUGUCUGUGAAUGAAGGAGAUUCUUUUACUUUAAGCUCUGGUCAGACUGAACUAGGAGACAAUGUCAUGACAUGGAGGUUUAAAGACAAACAUAUAGCUACAGUCAGUAAACAUCAGACAUCUGUUUGUGAUGAAGAGAGAUUCAAAGACAGAGUUCAUGUGGAUCCUCAAAUUGGAUCUCUGACCGUCACAAACAGCAAAACUGAAGACUCUGGACUUUAUCAACUAAAGAUCAGCACAGAGAAAUCAGAAAGAAAAUUCACUGUUACUGUCCGUGAGAACAUUAGGAAGGUGUCAGUGAUAAAGGGAGAAUCUUUCACUCUCAACACUGGAGUUGCUUUCAUACAGAGGCCUGAUAUGAUCAAGUGGAUGUUUAAACACAAGUGUAUAGCUGAAAUGAUUGGAAAAAGACCUGAUGUUGCUGCUGCUGUUGAUAAAGAUGAAAGAUUCACAGACAGACUGGAGCUGGACCAUCAGACUGGAUCUCUCAACGUCACAAACACCAGAACCACAGACUCUGGACUUUAUACACUGAAGAUCGACUCUGAGGAUUCAGAAUGGAAAUUCAGUGUCACUGUCAGAGGCCGGGCUCCUUGGAAAAAACGUCCAGAGCAGAAAGAAGAAGAUGAGUCAAAGCUUCCAAUGAUUCCGGUCUCAUUCAGCAGAAUGGAUAAGCAGACAGGUCAUUUAGGUGAAUUCUCUGGUGUGUUGCUGCCAGCCUUUUCUCCUGACACCUUUCACAGACCCCCAGGAAGCACAGCAGGCCUACAACCAUGCCAGGACCAGGGCCAGAGUUGAAAUGACCUUUGGCCUCCUGAAGGCACGCUCUCACUGCCUUCACAAAUCAAGGGUCAGCCCUGUUAGGGCAUGUGAUAUUACUGUGGCUUGUGCGGUCCUCCCCAAUGUGGCCUGCCUGAGGAAGGAGAGGGCCCCCAGAGUGCCACCAGCCAUGGAAUGGGACAAUCCGGCAAUCUUCCCUGAUGACGACAGUGGUCGGCUGCUGAGGGACCAAUAUGUGUUGAAUUAUUUUAGUUAGUAUGUGUGCUUUCAAUUUUGGUUAAAUAUGUCCUGCGGUGGCAGAGGAAUUUGGGUUUUUUUGGGUUCGUUUUUUAAGAAUUUGGCCUCUUAUGAUGUGUGUGCGGUAUACUGUGUGUAAUACAAGGCUGCAGGGAGGCUACUGCAUCCAUUCAUUUGUCUGUUCAGUUGAUGUGUAUGGAUUUGUCCUGCAUUUAUUUUAGUGUGCAGACAUGCAGGGUGUGUUAUAUACAGACCUUUGAAUGUAUAUGUAUCAUUUUGUAUAAUAUGCUUUGAUUCUGUGCUUUCCAUCUUGUAGAGUCACUGUGACUUCAGUUUCAAAAGGAGCUGAUGGUUUACCUGCUUUGUUUUGUCCUUAUUCAAUAAAGGAACAUAAUGUUACACAUUGUGUUUUUAUGUUUAUAUGGAAUGUGUAUUUGUUUAUAUGACAGAGUACUAGGGCCACACUGAGGAAAAAGGAUAAAGUCAUAAAUUUAUGAGGCUGGUUCUUUCUGCAGAAAAGCUACAUAUUCUUUUUACAGUUUUGAUACUUAUGACAAUGUGAUACUUAA
Messenger RNA from Triplophysa dalaica, 2476 nucleotides. RefSeq lists its product as uncharacterized. The record is from RefSeq and is a predicted model, not a curated record. Lineage: Eukaryota; Metazoa; Chordata; Actinopteri; Cypriniformes; Nemacheilidae. Bases 81 to 1688 code for a protein of 535 amino acids. The transcript is spliced from 9 exons.